UGGCCAUGACUGUAUGGAAGUAGUCGGUCCUCGCUAGUCGAUAAAGUCAACUUAGGCAUUGGAAAUGGGGACUUCCUUUUCUUAGCUUUCUUGUAGUUUCAAAUCAAGUAAUUUUCCCCCGAGGAAUGUAGCCUAAGAACUGUUAUUAAUUGACUGCGAAUACAAUUAGGCCUGAUUCUGUUUAAUGCACAGUUUACCGGACUAGAGACCGUAUCAAAAAUACUGUGCUGAUUAAUUGCAGAUAAAUCACAAAAAUAAAAUGCUCUAAAGUUAUAGUAGGCCAUAGAAAAAUAACGUCACAUUCAUUUUACAUGUUUUUAUAAGUCUAAAGAGAUACAUGCUUAGCGACUUGUUUCAAUUGUGAUAGGCCUACUAAACUCACAACUUCAGUUGUUCAGUGUUAUCACACUACGAAUAAAUAUUUUACGGUCUAAUACCUUACACAAUGCCAUACAAGUGCGUCGUCCCCGGUUGCCGUAGCAACUACUACCACGUCAAGGGUACCCAGUCCGUCCCCAUGAUGCGGUACGCUAGUGACCCGGAGAUGGUCCAGGCGUGGAACAAGGCGAUAUGUCGUCCCGGGUUCGAGCCUUCUCCGUACUCGCACGUAUGCAUUAAACACUUCCGCGAAGACCAGCUGUGCCGUAAGCCAGAGCCAAAGUAUUUAGAGGGUGGUGGAGCCCAGGCGAUAUUGUGGGGUCGACGGACGACCAAGUUGAAGAGUGGCGCGAUACCUUGUAUCUUCGAGAAGGACCCCAGCACCCAUAAGAUGAAGCCUAUCUACGAACGGAACCGAUCUCACAAAAAACCCGUCCAUAAACAACCGAAGGGAUCCAAAGUCCCGACGAUUAUGAAGGUGGAGUUUAAGCCGGAAAUGUGGGAAGAAGAGGAGAAAAAAACCGAUUUGCCAAUAAAGAGAGGAAGAGGAAGACCGAGAAAAACACCAAAGCUUGAUGGUGCUCUGGAUAAAAGUUUCAGUGAAGUGGUGUCAUGCUGUGCUCUUGCCUGUCCCAACACAUCAGAGAACCAUACCAUGAUCACCCUGCCGCAGGAUGAGUCGUCUCGUAAGCACUGGGUUGAUAAGAUAGAUCGGCUGGACUGGAGUCCUGAUGAAGACGCUGCUUUGUGUGAGGUUCAUUUUGAGGAAGAUAUGUGGGACAAAGACUCUGAAGCCAAGAAACUCCUCCCAGAAGCGGUUCCUUCCUUGUUCCUGCACGGGGAAGCCAUCAAGUCGUGGGUCACAUUGGACAACACAGGCAACAUUGCGGAUAUGGUUGUGGAGAGACACAGCACCAAUGAUGAAGACAGCGCCCAUGGUGGGAGCAAUUAUGAUAAUAAUGAGGAGUCUAUGGAUUGUUCAGAACCAGAUGAGAGUGCAUCGAUAUUUGUUAAACGUGAAGCUUUAGAGCCAGAAAUUGACAUGGUUGAAGGAUGUGAAGAGGACAUGGUACCAAGAGAUACUUCAAACGGAGAGCAGUUUGAAACCAUCUACUGUGAUUCUACAUUCAAUGAUAAUGAGGAUUCCAAUAACGUAAUCUAUGAAGAUAUUGAAGAAGAUGAUAUUUCCACGGCUCCAAAUUCAUCAGUGGUGGAUAUGAAUCCUCUAGCAGAUGAAAGAUGCUCCAGUCCCAUCCAGGAUGGUGAAGUAUCCUGCCUGGAAGACUCUACCAAAAAAAAUGCUGAUAGCAAGUAUUUGGUCAUCUCAAAAUCAUUCCAAAAAUUAAUGAACAGCAAAGUUAUAAGAAGGAGAACCGGCAAUGAACUGACAACAAAGUACCAGUGCCCAAUCUGUGAUAGAAGACUCAGCCGUAAAAAGAAUUUGGAGAUUCAUAUCCAGAAACUGCACCCGUUUGGAGAAAUGUCAGAAUACCAGAAGAAAAAGAAGGAAGGCAUUUUGACAAAAUCAAAAGAAUCACCCAUCAAUGGGUUCAAAAAGCCACCACCACCUCUAAGGCCCAUAGUACCUCAAUGUUUGAUCAGCCCUUCAUUUCCUGUCAUUCCCUUGAAAACUCAAAACUCACCAGCAACAACCUCAGCACCUGAGGGAGUUCUUACAGCUUCCAUUCCCAUCCUCUCAUUUGCUUCGCAGAGUCCUCUUGUGUCAUCAUCGGUGGCAACGACCCCAUCGACUAUUGUUGCCCCGUUGGUCACGUCCCAUUCUCUAGUCACCCCCUCGGCUCUUCUAACAUCACCCAACCUCACAUCGUCCUCCGCAGGGACUACUUUGAUGACAACGACGUCUGUAGUCACUACUCCUUGCCCUCUCGACCCAAGUCCUGCCGGAGGCGAAAUGAGGAAGCAACAAUUUUUACUCCUUCUCCCAAAACCGGCAGUGAUACCUUCUCCACCGCCCUUGAAUAAGGCAGAACCACCCAAAUCUUCUAAGCCUGCCAGCCCUACAAAACUAUCGAUACCUAGUGACAACAUGUACUCCGUCAACCUUGGCGAACUGUCGUUGGAGAGAAGGAUCAAGUUGAAGGAGAAACUGCGGGAGCUGGUCAACGCUGUUGUGAAGAAAAACUUGAACCCGGAAAGAAUAAUAAUCGCAUAUGAUAGAACGUAAAGUGUUCAAGUAAAUAUUACUAGUUAAAACAAAUUUAUGAUCUCUGUUAAUAGUCUAGGGUUUAUCUCUGCCAAAUACAGUAGUUAAAAUUCUUUUCAUAACUUUAUGGAUCUAUUUUAAUUUCAAAUCUAAUUUUGUUAUGUUCUAGUUCCUUUCAUAAAAGAUAUACUAAACUAUAUGAAAUAACACCAGAUUAACAAAUUAAAAUGGUUUUUAAAAUUGUAGAAUAUUAGUUUUUAUUUGCUGUUAGUGUUACCAAUACUUUUUUGGUUUUUAAAAUUGGUUUUCAUACAAUUUUAAUGAUUUUUAAUCGUUUAUUUUUAUUUAAAUGACUGGUUAUGAAUAAGAAUAUUUUUGUAUGUUAAUGCUAGUUAAAUAUACAAGUACCUGUUUGCGAUAAUUGAACUACACUUUAAUCUGAUAGUAAUUUAAUUAUGUAAU
Messenger RNA from Macrosteles quadrilineatus (aster leafhopper), 3004 nucleotides. RefSeq lists its product as uncharacterized. The coding region runs from base 446 to 2563 and encodes 705 amino acids. Gene Ontology annotation, molecular function: sequence-specific DNA binding. The transcript is spliced from 10 exons. NCBI's taxonomy places the organism in Eukaryota, Metazoa, Arthropoda, Insecta, Hemiptera, Cicadellidae. The record is from RefSeq and is a predicted model, not a curated record.